Pyricularia grisea is the source of this 779-nucleotide messenger RNA. RefSeq lists its product as uncharacterized. Bases 452 to 619 code for a protein of 55 amino acids. The transcript has 3 exons. Lineage: Eukaryota; Fungi; Ascomycota; Sordariomycetes; Magnaporthales; Pyriculariaceae. The record is from RefSeq and is a predicted model, not a curated record.
AGACAUUAAGAUCGACAUCCACCGCGUCCAACUUUGCGCAAUCUUUCAAACCAAACAAAACAAAACAGAAACAUGGCAACUCAACAACCAGACGAUCACAGUGACGGUCCUUGGAGCGACAAGAACAAGCGCAAGUUCCGAAAGUUGGUACUUUGAUUCCCAGCACGACGACUCUUGAGCCACCGCGACCCUUGAAACUGACUGGGCCUGCGGCCCUGCUCGCCGACCUUUCCACCGACAGCAAAGACCUCAGCGAAUUCUAUGACCCAUGCCAGGAAGCUGCCGCGAGAAGCAUACAAUGUUUGAACCGCAACGGCGGAGAUAGGACCAUGUGCCAGGAUUAUUUUGCUGCGUAUCGCGAAUGCAAGAAACAAUGGAUUGGCCGCAAACGCGAAGUUUACAGCAUCCCCAAAGACACCAAGUCUGGAGGUGAACAAGACCAAGGUCAACAAUGACUCGGCCCUCCGAGAAUAAACGACCUCAGCCGGCGAUUUACGUACUCCGUACACAUACGAUGCUACGAUGCCAGUCGAUACCAGCCUACAAUGGCGUUUUGCCACUAAUAACCUGGUCGCUACCUACCUUAGUCAGGGAUAAUUGUUUAGUUCAGCUACAGUAGUAUCUUAAUUUGUAGGCGGACCCCCCGUUCAUGUCCGUCUUUUUUCCGACUAGGGAUCCCAAAGCCAUACUAUAAAAUAUGAUGGAGAGUAAUGUACGAUUGUAUAUAACUAGGUACAUCAUCAUUAAAUAUGUUCGUUCAAUGACGCGCAAAAUUUCGG